Messenger RNA from Columba livia (rock pigeon), 986 nucleotides. It is a transcript of the gene MRPS17, whose product is annotated as mitochondrial ribosomal protein S17. The transcript has 3 exons. Bases 129 to 554 code for a protein of 141 amino acids. Gene Ontology annotation, biological process: mitochondrial translation. The record is from RefSeq and is a predicted model, not a curated record. Gene Ontology annotation, molecular function: structural constituent of ribosome. NCBI's taxonomy places the organism in Eukaryota, Metazoa, Chordata, Aves, Columbiformes, Columbidae. Gene Ontology annotation, cellular component: mitochondrial small ribosomal subunit; ribosome.
CGCCACUGGCCCCGCCCCGCUGCCGCGCGGCUCUUCCUGCUUCGGCUCCGCCGCUUCCGGCUCCGUCUCUUUAAGGCCCUGAGGCGCGGCGGCCGGUGCUGCCGGCACUGGAUGACCAUAACUAAACCAUGUCUGUACCACGUGGAGCUGUCCAUGCAAAAUGGAUAGUCGGGAAAGUCAUAGGAACCAAAAUGCAGAAAACGGCCAAAGUGAGAGUGACGAGGCUGGUGCUAGAUCCUUACUUAUUAAAGUUCUUUAACAAACGAAAAACCUAUUUUGCCCACGAUCCGUUGCAGCAGUGUGUUGUUGGAGACAUUGUUCUUCUGAAAGCUUUGCCUGAGCGGAGGAGCAAACACGUGAAACACGAACUGGCUGAAAUUGUUUUCAAGGUUGGAAAAGUCAUAGAUCCAAUAACAGGAAAGCCCUGUGCAGGAACCAGAUUCCUUGAAAAUCUGUCAGAUUCAGAAAAUCUGACGGAGGCAGAUACUACUUAUCUAAGUGAAAAACUUCAGGAACUUAAAGUUUGUUCAACAAAUAGUGGGGAAAAAGUUUAACCAGAGGGCUUUUCAGCUUGUCUCUGCCAGGGAUGUUUGAGGCCCUGCUGGUUUAUGUUAAAUGUUUCAGUGAAAUCUGUAGUCAAAAUAAAUAGUAAAUAUAUAGUUGCUUAUAAGAACGGAUGUGGAUGUUGCAGCUUGAUAGGUACCUUGACUCUAAAUUAAAAUACAUAGAAAGUGUGAGUUUAGUGUCAACACUUCAUUUUGUUUCAUGUAGCUUUGCCCUAAUCCUUGACUGUUUCAAAAGCUGGUUGUUCACUUGAAUGACUCUUCUGUAUUGAGAAAGACAAAAAUAUAACUGUAUAAUGUUUAAGUUUGGUGGGAGGGUCAUUAUAUUUGAUUGUUCUGUAUUUCAGACAGUCUCUUGUGUUUUGUAGGAUUACUUAAGAUAAUGCUAUUAAACCUUUUGAAAGGAAGUGUAGAAUUUUAAAA